Molecule: messenger RNA, 7121 nt
Organism: Biomphalaria glabrata
Lineage: Eukaryota; Metazoa; Mollusca; Gastropoda; Planorbidae
Product: calcium-transporting ATPase type 2C member 1-like
Exons: 24
Coding region: 299-3082 (927 amino acids)
Biological process (GO): calcium ion transmembrane transport; manganese ion transport; intracellular calcium ion homeostasis
Cellular component (GO): plasma membrane; endoplasmic reticulum; Golgi membrane
Molecular function (GO): ATP hydrolysis activity; P-type calcium transporter activity; ATP binding
Source: RefSeq, a predicted model, not a curated record
CUAAUUCUGGUUACAGAUUGUAACUAGAUCAAUACUGUUGAUAAUCUCUGUUUAAAAUUGUGUUUUAGGGUUUGUUUUGUAGAUUUUUCAAAUGCUGCUGUCCAUCAUGUUGGAGUGACUGAAGCCUAAGUCUCAAUGAGUUAUUGUGUGAAAAUAUUGAUUACCAAUAAGCGUGCAUGUGUGCACAUAGCAGGGAUACUGAUUUAUGCUGUGACUGCAUUGUUGUCAGUUGAAAUUAAGUGUUGUAGGUAUUGGAUUUCUUUCUUUUCCACUUAUUGGUGGUUGAUAAACUUAUAAGAUGGCUGCUUCUGGAAAAGAUCUUAAAGGUUUUGGCUCUUUGGACAAGGCAGCCAUGAUGUCACAGCUCCAUUCAGGAGAUGCAGCAAGCAUGUCAGUGCGUGACGUCAAGGAUUUGCUUCGCACUGACUUAGAAUAUGGUCUCCAGAGUGAAGAAGCUCGCCGGCGCUUACAUGUUCAUGGCCCAAACAAUUUUGAUAUUGCUGUUGAAGAACCCCUAUGGAAAAAAUAUCUGGAUCAGUUUAAUAAUCCUCUUAUCUUGUUGUUGUUGGCAUCAGCUGGAAUCAGUUUAUUUAUGAGGCAGUUUGAUGAUGCUAUCAGCAUCACUGUAGCUAUCAUCAUUGUGGUUACAGUAGCUUUUGUCCAGGAGUACAGAUCAGAAAAAUCUUUAGAAGCUCUGACUAAACUAGUUCCACCCAAAUGUCACUGUUUACGAGAUGGUCACAUGAUGACCUUUUUGGCCCAGGACCUUGUACCUGGUGAUAUCAUUCACAUUAGUAUAGGAGACAGAGUACCAGCUGAUAUACGCCUUUUUGAAGCUUCAGGGCUUUGUAUUGAUGAAUCCAGCUUCACUGGAGAAAUCGAACCUGUGAAUAAACUUACAGAGGCUCAGCCUCUGGCACAGGUCUCCAGUCUGAGUGGACAAACUAAUAUGGCCUUCAUGGGGACUUUAGUCAGAUGUGGGCAAGGGAAGGGAAUUGUUAUUGGCACUGGACAAGAAUCAGAGUUUGGUGAAAUCUUUAAAAUGAUGCAAGCUGAGGAGGCUCCCAAAACACCUUUACAAAAAAGUAUGGACACACUGGGCAAGCAGUUGUCAUUCUACUCCUUUGUAGUCAUUGGCAUCAUUGUUAUCAUUGGCUGGAUACAGGGCAGGAAAAUUUUAGACAUGUUCACUAUUGGUGUCAGCCUUGCAGUAGCUGCUAUUCCAGAAGGUCUCCCUAUAGUUGUGACUGUCACCUUAGCUAUUGGAGUUAUGCGCAUGGCAAAAAGGAAGGCCAUCAUAAAAAAACUUCCUGUGGUAGAAACUCUUGGCUGUGUUGAUGUUAUCUGUUGUGACAAGACAGGGACAUUGACCAAGAAUGAGAUGACUGUCACUCAUAUCAUAACAUCAGAUGAGCAUCAUGCUGAGUUGUCAGGGGUAGGCUACAAUUCCCCAGGUGACAUUCGGGUUGUUCAUCUUUCCUCUGACUCUGAACACGAUGAUGUUGAUCGAUACAUGAGCUCAUUCAGGAAGGUCAUUGAGAUUGGCUGCAUAUGCAGCAAUGCAGAAAUCACCCAAGAUGGAUUAUUAGGCUCACCCACGGAGGGUGCACUGUUAGGGGCAGCUGGAAAAUUAAAACUGAUGGAUCCCAAGCAUGACUACAUAAGGCAAGAGGAGUGGCCUUUUAGCAGUGAUACAAAGAUAAUGAUGGUCAAAUGUUAUCAUUUUUUGAACAAAAAUGACACAAUGUACUUUGUGAAAGGUGCCAUUGAGCGUGUACUGGAUAGGUGUUCCAAAUACAAAGUUAAUGGAUCUACUGAAACCAUGACAGACAAACAGAAGGAUGUGUAUAGAAUUCAUGCCCACAGCCUAGGACAGACUGGUCUACGAGUGCUAGCCAUGGCCUAUGGUGUAGAGAAGACGUCAAUGACAUUUGCAGGCAUGGUGGGUAUCAUGGAUCCACCGAGAGAAGGGGCUAGACAAGCUGUCCAGAUGUUGCUGGGCAUGGGAGUCAAGGUGAAAAUGUUGACUGGUGAUAGUGAAGACACGGCUAAGGCUGUAGCCUCUAGAUUAGGUUUGUUUGCUGAAGGUGGUAUAUCAUUAUCUGGUGAGUACCUUGAGGAGAUUGACAUUGCAGAAUUGGCCAAAAUUAUUGACAACAUCAGCAUCUUUUACCGAGUCACACCUAGACAUAAGUUGAAAAUUGUCAAGGCACUUCAGGCCAACCAUCAUGUUGUUGGGAUGACAGGCGAUGGAGUUAAUGAUGCUGUGGCCUUGAAAACAGCAGACAUUGGUAUUUCCAUGGGCAAAACUGGUACUGACGUUUCCAAAGAGGCUGCCGAUAUGAUUUUAGUGGACGAUGACCUCAGUACUGUCUUGGCAGCCAUUGAAGAAGGAAAAGGAAUUUUUUAUAACAUAAAAAAUUUUGUGAGGUUCCAGCUUAGCACGAGUAUAGCGGCUCUAUCACUUGUUGCAAUAGCUAUGGUCAUGCACCUCCCUAACCCACUGAAUGCUAUGCAGAUUCUUUGGAUCAACAUCAUCAUGGAUGGUCCACCUGCUCAAAGCCUUGGUGUUGAGCCAGUGGAUCAUGAUGUCUUGCGUCAGCCACCUCGUAAAGUAACUGACAACAUCAUUACACGUAACUUAAUGAUCAACACUCUUUCUUCUUCCCUUAUCAUCAUUAUUGGCACUCUCUGGGUCUUCCAUAUGGAGAUGGAAGAUGGUAAAAUCACACCCAGGGACACAACCAUGACAUUCACUUGUUUUGUUUUGUUUGAUAUGUUCAAUGCUCUCAGCUGUAGGAGUUACAGCAAAUCAAUCUUCCAAAUAGGCCUUAGCUCCAACAUGAUGUUCAUCUAUGCUGUUGUUGGCUCUAUAGUUGGGCAGCUUUUAGUUAUUUAUCUCCCUCCUUUACAGAAAGUCUUUCAGACUGAAGCCCUUCAUCUUGCAGAUUUUGCUUUGCUGCUGUCCCUAACAUCAACUGUCUUUGUCUUGUCAGAAAUAAGAAAGUAUUUUAUCCGUCGUAGUGAAAACCGGAUGCUCCACUUACAAGAGAGUAUAUUUUAUCCAGAGAAUAUGGUAUAGCAUUGGCCAGGUUUUUGCUCACUCUCUGUUGUUGGUUUUUAAUUUAUUGUGACAUUUUACAAAUCUGUGCUAAUUUAUAUUUAUAUGAAUCAUCAGUCAGCACUACACUGAGAAAGUUUUCAACAUUCUGAACAGUGUCAAUAUUUAUAAACAGUUAUAUAUAUAGUAUAAUUAGAUAUAUAACUAUAUAUAAACUAUAUAUACAAGAAAAAAAAUCACUAAUUAUGUUAAUAUUUCAAUAUUGCAAUUUUAUACUGUUAAACUCUUUCUCUCCAUAAUUAUUUUCCAUGCUCCGACUGAAUUAUUCAUUUUUAACCAUAUGUAUUUCACUACCCUGUUAUGUUUAAACUUUGUUUGCUAUCAGAAAAUGUUACAGUUGGUCCCGAAUUAAAGGGGAAUAAUAAAGAAAGCCAUUUUAGAUAAAAUAAGAUGGUUUUAAUAAAACCAAAAUAAAAUUGUAUUUUUGAUAAUGUAAUUUAAAAAUAAAAACUUACCAACUGUGAACAAGGCUCAUUAGAAGUAGACUAGAUCUAGGUAAUAUUUUAUGAAUCAAAUUGAACUAAACAUUUUUUUUUUUAUGAUAGUUAUUCAUAUUUUCACAAAACUAAAUAAGUCAUUUCCGUCUAACGAACACGUUAAGCCCUGCUGCUGUAAUUUUUACGUUUGAGUUUUUAUAACUCCGUAAUGGUUAGUCCUAGGAAAAAACUGCAAAUAUCUAUAAACUCGUUAUCCAUUUGUCAAUAAAAAUAGAUAUGUUCAGUGAUGGGAAUUUUCAGAAAAUUUUUGGAAUUCUGAAAAUUUCGUCUGAUCUGAUUUUCUAGCAAAAAAUCUGAAAUUUUCCCCAACAUUAAAAAAAAAAAAAAAUCCAAAUUUUCCCAACAUUUAAAAAAAAAAAAAAAAUCAGAAUUAAAAAAAAAAUUUUUUGUUUUAUGAAAAAAAAAUCCGAUUUUACUAUUUUUCCAUUUUCUGAAGAAUGCGAAAAAAGAUUUUGUAUUUGUUUUGAACAUGUGCACAUCCGGCCCUUUGACACAGUUAAAGUUCUAUUUUUAAAAAAAUCUCGUCUUACCGUAUUGUCUUUUAAGUUAAAAUCUCUGUCUUGACUAGAGUGGUUUGAAUCAGUCUAGAUAGAUAUAUUCUAGAUUAGGUAUCUAGUUUCUUUAAUUUGAAUACUUUUGAUCUAGAUUAUCUAGAGCGUCUAGACUUCAAUGACUGCUUGCCAGCUUUUGAAAAGUUCAGAAAAGUAUCAGAGUAUCAUGAUGCACGGCCGCUAUCACGCUAUUAAUAUUUGCUCUGACGAUGGCCCCUAGAUUUUACUAAUUUGAACCCUGCCUGCUGACUUCCAUGAGUUCAAAUGGGAUUAGAUUUAGACAUCUUAAUCUAUUAUAAGAAUUAUACGAUUUAGAUCUAGUAUUCCAGUAGACCUACCUACUGGCCAUCUAGAUCUAUAUAUAUUGAUUAUAUAGAUGUAAGCCUACUUUACAUGACUAUAGUGAGUUACUGAGUACAAAUCUGAUAGAAUAUAGAUUAAUAAUAAUAUAUUGGAUCUAGAGUCACUAGAGAUGUAGAUCCAAGUUAUUAGAUUUAAGUAGAUCUAUAGAUAGAUCUAGAUCUAUAGUGAGAAAUAUAUAUGUUUUUUCUAUAUCUAACUAAUACUUUAAAAGCCCAGUGUGGUAAUGAUCCACUUGUAAACAGCUUGUAUCAGCAUGAAAAAGAGUCACUUAAGGAAGCCUCAAUAUGCAGUUUUAUUGCUAAACAUUCUCUUCCUCCAAGCAUUGCUCCUCAUCUGGUUGUUCUUCCUUGUCUUGCUUAAGAACUCAGCAGCUUUCUCUCCAUUGCUUUUCAAAGCAUUUUUGGUGGACUUCAUGUGCAUAGUUUAAUAAACAGUUUCUCCUGUACAAAAUUUAGUAAUCAGUGAAACAAACAGAAGUGUAGCUCAUACUUUUGAAGUAUUUCCAAAACUCAAGCAUGUUUUGAUUUUCAAACGCAUUAACUCUUUAUAGUUGUUUGAGAGAGAAGUUGUUACAAUGCCAGUAAAGCAAUUAUCUAUUAUAGAAUGCUCAGGCUGCCUGCACCUAGAUAUUGUUAAGACGUGGGAUUGAACUAAAGAAAAUAAUUCACCGAUUCUCAGAUCGCUGGUAUCUCUCUGAUUGCAGAAGCACAAUCCAACUAUGAUCAAUCAAUAUCCCCGGUAAAAAGAAAUAAUGUCACAAUCUCCAAAUCAAAUUGACAUAUCCCAACUCACUAACACAAAAGAAAACAAUGCUCAGUCAAGAAAUCCAAAAUCAUAACUCAAGUUUCUUAACACAUUUACACACUAGUAAAGGUCAUUUACGCCCAACAGCAUAAACAAAAAAUCACCCUUCUUCGCAUGUGGAAAAAAAGAUUAGUCAGAGAGGAACAGGGUUACAACAAUAUAAAGCAUUUGCAAAAAGCUUUCUCCUCUCAUCUAUAUGUACAACAAUAGUGCCUUACAUUUUGUGUGCAUGUGUGCAUUAAAGCUUAUGCAGUGUUAUUAUUAUGUAAUACAAAAUUAAUUAAAGAAAAUCUUAAAUAAAAUGAUUCUACAUAAUUAAAAAAAAUUCAGCUAAAUCUUUUUUUAAGUCGUCAGGUCAGUUAAAAAACGGGGUGGAGGAGGGGUUUACAAAAUAUCUAAAAAAAUGUUUAAAGUUUGUUCCCAUCACUGUAUGUUGUUUUGUUAUGCUACGCAUAAUCACUAUAAAAUUUGAUGCCAAAGAGGGUCAGGUCAAUGAGGUUCAGCGCUGACAUUAAUGAACACCUUCCCCCAUUUUGUAACUAAGCCGAACACUGUCAGUGCGCUAACGAACACUUCAUAGUUAUUAUAUUAAAAAAAUGUUAUUAUCCUUAAUUUCCUUUUUUUUAUAUCAAUUUCUUUUUACGCCAACUAAAAACAGACGGGUCAAUGCUACUUUUCCCAAGUUCUAAAGCUCCUUUCUCUUCUUUUAAUUGACACCACAACCAGGCCAUUGGACAAAACAGUUUUUUACCUAUGUGGCUUACAUGGUGGACAAAAUAAAAAUUCUGCGAUUCUGCAUGUCUAGCCCGCUUACUCUGCUCAGUGUAGUGAUUAUAUUCUCUCCUUGAUCAUGGUUGGUACCUGGUCGAUCAAUAAUUGAUUCUUCCUCCUUUGCCCCCAUGCACUGAUAUGCCUACAAUCAUUUUUUUUUGUGUGGGUUGUGUGGUAAGUCAUACAUUUGUUGUUAGUACUACUUUGUAGGUUAUAACAAAUGUGUAGAAAGUGUUUGGGGGGGGGGGGGGAGAAUGAGAGAGGCAAUGUGUGAAUCAUCGUAUUUGUUUAUUAAUUUUAUUUUAGGGCAUUUUUUACUUAGUGACCAAUAAUUGUUUGUUGAUAACUAUUAGCAACCAUGUUGUUUGAUGUUGUUUUAAAAACGAAAUGGUGUUAUAUAACAAACAAACUAUGUUUUUUUAGAAAGAUGUGUACAUGUUUAUAUACAGCAAAUAUUUACAUUUUAAGUGACAUUAUAGCAGAUAAUAAGAUACUGUACACAAAAGAUGAUAUACACAUUUAAACACAGCAUACAUUUACGUUUGAUUCAACAAAAGAUGUGAACAAAUUAAUCUUAGAACAUUUUUAUAUAUUAAUACAUUAUAUUCAUUUAGGAUGGAUACUAAGAAGCACAUAUAAGGAGCCUCAAAGUUCAAUGCAUUACGAAUGCAACACCAACUGCACACAAAUCUUAAAAUCUCUUAGCUGUUUUUCUGUCAUAUGUUUUGCUGUUUGUGUGCAGACAGAGUGCCACCAAGAGUCACAUGUCACAGAGAACCUAAAGAUUCCCUAGUUCUUUAGUGCUACAGCCCAGACAGUUUUCGUUAAUGAAUAUGUCUAGAGGGUCCAUAUCAUCGUCUCCCUUGGCUAACGCCUUCUCAAUUCUUUUCUACUUUAGUGGUGUCAGUGUCAUUUACUUGCGUUUGACCUGUUUCAGUUUUGCAUCAAGCACCAUUAUUUUUUCCCCAUUGCUCUUCUUUUUUUUUUUCUCUUUUUCACCUGUUUUUUUUUUUU